This is a messenger RNA of Ornithodoros turicata, 640 nucleotides long. RefSeq lists its product as uncharacterized. The record is from RefSeq and is a predicted model, not a curated record. Lineage: Eukaryota; Metazoa; Arthropoda; Arachnida; Ixodida; Argasidae. The transcript has 6 exons. Bases 124 to 585 code for a protein of 153 amino acids.
GGGGAAUGUGCGUCGUGGGCCGACUUCUAACGGAACUGUGCCGACAUUGUGUGACAGCCGGCACCGAGAUUCGAACCCUCCCAGACAUCAAGAAGCACUUCAGCGUCCAAUCUCUCUUCGUGGAUGACGGUCACUGCGUGUGUGAGGAAGAGGAAGCGAGGAAACUUUUUGCAUUCCAUAUCCAGUAUGGCGAUGUCGUUUCUUGUUUUGGCUCUGCUCUUUGGAUUAUCCGCUGCAGGACCACGACGAGGCUGUGAUGGGCUAUGGAGGAAGAUCGACCAUUGCAGAGGCAACGACGUCACAAUCGAAAAAAUCAUGACGAAAUACGACGAAGUCCCUGCAGUGCGCAAAUCAAUGCAGAGGUGCAUUGCCAUCAUGACAGCCCCACGGUACAGAAACAGGACCGACCUCGAUGAACACGUCUGUACCAGCAGGAGCAUGUACCUUGAUGCCGCUGACUGCCUUGUGGACGUCGUCGAUGAUGUUAAGAACCUCGUGGAAGAUCUCGGAAAUGGUGACAAACGGCGCGUGAAAAGAUUUAAGGAAUGCGCCUUGAGGGUUCAUCCGGGACCACGUUACUACUGAAAGACUUGUUGACGCACAAUUGUUUUAUAAAUAAAUAAAUAACUAAAUAAAGUAA